GUUUUUAUCGUGUUUUAUCCUCUGACGGCUACGCUGUAUUCGACAGUCGGAUGGUUUCCGGCUCGUUUGCAGCUCCCCAAGAAGUGCCUUCUACGAGCGACAUCUCCAUUAACAAACGUCUCACGUUUCAUACUUCGACAUGGCGGAAUCAACUCCCUUUGGCAAGACUCGUGGCAACGGCGCGGGUCCACCUGUGCCUGACAACGCUAGCGCUCCCUGGCCCAGCGACGCUAUCGAUGUCCGAUCUUCCAGCUCUCCCGCUGCGGAUCACGAUAUCUUGCUGGGUCCUCCGUCUGGCGCAGUCACGCCUGGUAGCCCUCAGUUGUCAGGAAAUCCUUCCUUUUCCGGCAGCAGCUCCCAUCACGAAGACUGGGACGUCUUUCCACCUCUCGACCGUUUAACGGUUUUAGAUAUUCUCGACAAUUUUGCUCUACCACACCAUCUUGAGAAGCUCCAGAAAGGCAUAUCGGCACAGACACAGAAAGUUCGAAAGUCUAAAGAUGCAUUCAAAUCGCGAAGCCAACACGCCCGGGUGCGCAUGGUCGAGGAAUGGAGACGUCGCAUUCCUACACCCGACGAACAGCUCGAAAGAUACCGCAGGCAGAUGCGCGCUGGAGUCGACAAGCUUGCAGGAAGGUGGAGUGACACGAAGAUCAUCACGUUGCGCGAGAAAAUAUCGUUCAUUUGCGGCGUUAUGAACAUAUUCAUCAGCGGGUACCUGAUCGGAGGCCACCCUCAAUCGUUCCAUAUUUGGUACACCGCUCAGUUGAUGUAUUUCAUGCCCAUACGUGUAUUCACGUAUCACCGUCGGGGUUACCAUUACUUCCUGGCAGACUUGUGCUAUUUCGUCAAUUUUCUUCUUAUGAUCAGCAUUUGGGUCUUUCCUAACUCGAAGCACCUCUUCACGUCAGUCUACUGCCUUGCCUUUGGGAAUAACGCCGUUGCCAUCAUCAUGUGGAGAAAUUCUCUCGUCUUUCACAGCUUCGACAAGGUCACAUCGCUCUUCAUCCAUAUCAUGCCUUGUGCGACUCUACAUUGCAUGGUCCAUUUGUGGCCUGAUGGUCUACAGGCAAGUCGGUUUCCUGCUAUAUGGGAUCUGAAACAUUCUCCUGUGGCGUCGGCAACAGCAUCUGUCAACAUCUUGUCCAUGUUGGCCUGGAGUUCAGUACCUUAUGCGGUCUGGCAACUGUCCUAUUACUUUUUCAUAACAGUCCGCCGGCGGGAAAAGAUCGCUGCUGGCCGGCCGACAUCGUUUACUUGGCUUCGGCGAUCGUAUUCGAAGUCAUGGAUUGGGAAACUGGUCUUGUCACUUCCCAACGCGCUACAGGAACCGGCUUUCAUGGCAAUUCAAUGCUUCUACGCAAUGCUGACCAUGAUACCAUGUCCGCUGUGGUUCCUCAGUCGUUACGCCUCGUCUGCGUUCCUCAUGGUCGUCUUUUCAUGGAGUGUAUACAAUGGCGCAACUUACUACAUCGAUGUUUUCGGGAGACGUUUCCAAAAGGAGCUUGAAUCUCUGAAGGCAGAAGUUGGCCAGUGGCAGAGCAGUCCCGAAUCCCUGGCGACUUCUCCACAUAUGGUUCCGAAUCCAGACGACCCAGUGCCCACGGAACUCACCAUGCCCGUCGCUGAAGGUAUUACGCCGGGACUCGAUCCCGACGUUGUCACUGCUACAGUCUCCGCAACAGAGCCUGACGGUGGGAUAGCCACAGAGACUGCCAUUACUGGUCUAGAUAUUCCUGCUAGGCUUUCCGCAACGGAACGUAAACUGUCUAAACAGAGCAUGUAGAGAUAGUAGCCUAACUAUCAGGGAUAUCUGCUUUUCUAUCCGUCGGUGUAUCUGUAAGCAUAUGCCUUUUCAUGAGUUAGCUAGUGCAGCCGUGAUAAUCAUUCUCUUAAUAGUCUAGAC
Sodiomyces alkalinus F11 is the source of this 1906-nucleotide messenger RNA. RefSeq lists its product as hypothetical. The record is from RefSeq and is a predicted model, not a curated record. NCBI's taxonomy places the organism in Eukaryota, Fungi, Ascomycota, Sordariomycetes, Glomerellales, Plectosphaerellaceae. The transcript has a single exon. Bases 140 to 1786 code for a protein of 548 amino acids. Gene Ontology annotation, biological process: phosphatidylcholine biosynthetic process.